Molecule: messenger RNA, 1127 nt
Organism: Gracilinanus agilis (Agile Gracile Mouse Opossum)
Lineage: Eukaryota; Metazoa; Chordata; Mammalia; Didelphimorphia; Didelphidae
Product: rab-like protein 2A
Exons: 9
Coding region: 1-672 (223 amino acids)
Cellular component (GO): Golgi apparatus; endosome
Molecular function (GO): GTP binding; GTPase activity
Source: RefSeq, a predicted model, not a curated record
AUGGAUGAGGAAAGAACAAGACCAGCGGAACUGGACCAGGAGAAGUAUGACUCGGCCGAGAACGUCAAGAUCAUCUGCCUCGGGGACAGCGCCGUGGGCAAGUCCAAGCUCAUGGAGAGAUUCCUCAUGGAUGGAUUCCAGCCCCAGCAGCUGUCCACCUAUGCUCUGACCCUGUACAAACACACGGCCAAUAUAGACGGCAAAACCAUCCUUGUGGAUUUCUGGGACACAGCAGGGCAGGAGAGGUUCCAGAGUAUGCACGCUUCCUACUACCACAAGGCACACGCCUGCAUCAUGGUGUUCGAUGUGCAGAGAAAGGUCACCUACAAGAACUUGGGCAGCUGGUACUCGGAGCUUCGUGAGUUCCGCCCUGAGAUCCCUUGCGUCGUGGUGGCCAAUAAGAUUGACGCCGACACCAAGGUAACCCAGAAAAGCUUCAACUUCGCCAGGAAAUUUUCACUGCCUUUGUAUUUCGUCUCAGCUGCUGAUGGCACCAAUGUUGUGAAGCUCUUCAAUGAUGCUAUUCGUCUGGCGGUUUCUUACAAAGAGAAUUCCCAAGACUUCAUGGAUGAGGUUUUACAAGAGCUUGAGAACUUUGAGCUAGAGAAGAAGAUGGAGGCCGUGUCAGAUCUGGAACAGAGUGACAUCCUCGUGGAUCUUCCAUCUCCCUGAGUCACUUUCUGUCCUCUCCCUCUCCCCACAACCCCAACACCCUAAGGAGAGUUGACUUUUCCCAAGCAACCUGGGGUCUACUACUCCAGCCUUUCUAUCUUUCCUGUGCUAACUCUCCUCCUCCUCCCUCUCUGCUUCUUACUCAUGCCCAGCUUUCCCAACAUUGGGAUAUGGAAGGAGGAGCACUGAGGCCCCUAUCCCAGCGGGAAUGGAGGAGGGUCAAUACCAGGCCCCAUCCUGGAGACAGAGCAGUGAUGAAGAAUCUGUACCCACCACACACACACAUCCCAGCCUGGGGGAAGUCAUUGCCAGUCAUCAACACCACCAGGACAAGAAAUAGGGGGUCAGUACCAUGCCCACCCUAUUUGGAGGUGGGGGGCAACAGGUGGAAUGAGGCGAUGUUUUAUGUAUCCACCUGAAGAACAGAAAAUUAAAUAUUUUGUUUUCAACAUUCA